This is a messenger RNA of Mugil cephalus (flathead mullet), 1697 nucleotides long. RefSeq names its product dexamethasone-induced Ras-related protein 1 (gene rasd2b). The record is from RefSeq and is a predicted model, not a curated record. Gene Ontology annotation, molecular function: GTP binding; GTPase activity. Bases 405 to 1577 code for a protein of 390 amino acids. The transcript is spliced from 2 exons. NCBI's taxonomy places the organism in Eukaryota, Metazoa, Chordata, Actinopteri, Mugiliformes, Mugilidae.
UAAAAAAUGUGUUUUUUCUUGUUUUCCGAAAACGUUCAAAAAUGACUUUGGUAAAUAUGCUAUUAGGCUAACGAUAUGUAGUUGUAGUAGUAGUAAUAGUAGUAAUAGUAGUAAUAAUCCGCGACACAGGGCUUCGGAAACAUGUCAAAAGAAAAUCAAGCGGGUCUCCUGCUCAGUUGUCGAGUCUAUCCCACAUUAUGUUUCAUCAAAACACGGUGUUCUCCCGAGGAACACAACAAGCUCUUCUGUCAAUCAGCAUGACGCGGACGAACCACUGGGCUGAGGAUGAUCGAGCCUAUAUAAAGACGACUGACAUCAGCCCCCUCGCCAAACACAAGCUUUCGCAGGCCUAUAAAACGCCAGAUUGCCGAUUCAGCCCACUCAGCAACUGAGCGGAAUACAACAUGGACAUGGGUGCCAUAUCCAGCGGCGCACCGACCACCUCCAUCCCUGUUACGCACCAGCUCAAAUGUGCCGGCACAGACGGUCCCCAGUUUCACGGUAACGCGGAUGGACAGUGCGCCGGUUCCUCCAAAGUUCUACUGGCUUACAAAAACGCCUCGCAGCACCUGAAUUCGUCGGGAAUUAAAGCGGGAUUGGGGAUACUUAAAGCGGCCACAUCUCAGUGGAAACAGGAAAAGAAGACGCGUUCAGGGGCAGCUGUAAGGCAACUGUCCACUUCCAACAGCAGUCAUCCUUGCAAGAGAACCCCACUGGAUCAGCUGGCCGCUCUGGUACUCCACGGCCAAACCCGGCAGCGCGACAAUGGACAAGGGCACCGGCAAGACCCCGUUUACUCCACAAAGCCUCAGAACUGUAAGCGAGUUGUGGUUCUUGGCGCGCCACGGGUUGGCAAGACCUCCAUCUUAAGAAGAUACCUUCUGGACGGAUUUGUGGAUGAGUACAACCCCACCUCUGAGGAUUUCCUCAGGAAGCUGUUUCGCAUUCGCGGGGAGACCUACCAAAUUGACAUCCUGGAUGCGUCGAGGGAAAGGGACUUCCCGGCAAAACGGCGUCUGUCUAUCCUCACUGGAGACAUUUUUCUUCUUGUAUUCAGCCUGGAUAACCGGAGCUCAUUCGAAGAGGUGUGCGCCCUGCGGACGGAGAUCCUGGCUGCUAAAUCCAAGCUCACCAGAUCCUCUGUGACACAGCAUGGCGCACAGCCACGCGUUCCCCUGGUCGUCUGCGCAAACAAGGUGGAUCUCCUCGAAUCAGAGAGAGACAUCUCUCGGGAAGAGGUGCUCCGAGCCCUCGGCGACGACUGCGCCUAUUUCGAAACGUCUGCAAAAGACAGCACUAACCUUGAAAAAGUAUUUGAGACAUUGGCGAGGCGGGGUGGGCUUCCAACGGAAACCGGGCCGUCUCAACACCGCAAAGUCUCCCUCCGCUCGUACCAGGCGAUGCGGACUGGCCGUGCGGCGGGAAGGGAGAGUCAGAUGCCGGGGCGAGAUGAUCCUUAUGGCACCUUGUACCCACUUGCCCGUCGGCCGAGUUUUACCACUGAUCUGCGUCAAGUCACUGGGCCACACAAGGCAGGGAAGCCCGGCAAAGGACUGGAGAAAUGUCAUAUUCAGUGAGGGACAGACACCCUAUGAGAGAUCAUGUUACAGAGCGAAUAAAACAACGCACGACAUUGUUAAAGAAGGUGUUAUUGUACAUAUAUUUUAGAUGAUUUUCAAAUAAAAUCUUUUUCACAA